CUCUCUCUCUCUCUGUCGUUACCUGGAUCUGAGCUGCGCAUCCGUGUGGAUGCAUCUCGCGCCUUAUUGUCAUUCACUCCGCGUUCACGUGCUCGUGUGCAUGUGGACGCGCUUCGCAUUUCGAUUCGAUUUCUGCAUUUCGACGUGACUCAGAUUCGAUCUUUUAUUUGCAAAACAGCAGUCCCGAGGGAGAUGACUGAGGGUGCCCGGACACCCUACAAUCCCUCAAGUCUCGGUUCCUGAGGACGCGGACGCGCCGCGCGCGCGGUGUGGGAGGAUGCUGCCUCGCUGAGGAUCUGGACACAUGGCUGUGAUGCUCCAGGAUCGUCUUCUUCUUCAUCAUGUCUCCAGCAGCUCCGGUGACGGACAGCAGUGCUGUUGAUGUCCUCCACGAGCAGACGGACGCGCCGCGGGAAUCGCAGCGUCCAGUGAAGCAGUCUUUGAGCAAGUCCCUGUGUCGCGACUCACACUGGAAAUGCCUCCUUCUGUCACUGCUGAUGUACUGCUGCGUGAUCGCGAUGACCUGGUGUCAGUUCACGAAGAUCACGCGCCUCACCUUCGACAGCGCUUUCAAGGGAAAGUCCAUGUUGUACCACGACAGUCCCUGUUCUAACGGCUACAUCUACAUCCCGGUAGCUUUCCUCAUCAUGCUCUAUAUGGUUUAUAUGGUGGAGUGUUGGCACUGCUUCUCGCGCAACAAACUCCAGUUUAAAGUAGAUCUGGAGAGCGUCGCCGAGCGCGUGCAACGCAUGCAACAAGCCACGCCGUGCAUCUGGUGGAAGGCUAUAAGCUACCAUUACAUACGCCGGACGAGACAAGUAACACGGUAUCGCAACGGCGACGCCUACACGACCACGCAGGUUUACCACGAGCGCGUCAACACGCACGUCGCGGAGGCCGAGUUCGAUUACGGGAACUGUGGGGUUAAAGACAUCUCGAGACGCCUCACAGGACUCGAAGGCUUUCCGGUGACUAAGCUGCGCUUCACCAAGUGCUUCAGUUUCGCUAAUGUCGAAUCCGAGAACUCCUAUUUGACGCAAAGAGCGCAGUUCUUCACCGAGAAUGAAGGAUUGGACGAUUAUAUGGAAGCGCGUGAAGGGAUGCAUCUAAAAAACGUGGAGUUUAAGGAAUACAUGCUUGCCUUCGCUGAUCCGGAUGGCUUGCCUUGGUAUGCGUCGCAGUGUAGCUUCUGGUUAGCGGCGGUGUUGACUUUAUCCUGGCCGUUGCGGGUUUUGAUGGAGUACCGCACGGCGUAUGUUCACUACCACGUGGAGAAGCUUUUCGGGUUCGACUAUGUCGCUGUUACGCCUGUGGAUGAGCGUCCGUUUUGUCGUCACAUCCCGAGGGUCAACACCAUCGACAGCACGGAGCUCGAGUGGCACAUUCGCUCCAACCAACAGCUGGUUCCCAGUUACUCCGAAGCUGUUCUUAUGGAUCUGGCGCAGCAGUCCAGUUGCAACACGUUUUCGCCGCGUGGCAUCGGUGCGGCCGGCGGAAACGGCUUCGGUGGAUACCUACAGAACUGCGAACGCUGCCAUCGGUCUAUAAGCAGCUCGUCGAUCUUCUCGCGCAGCGCGUUGAGCAUCUGCAACAGCAGCAGUCCGCGUUUGCCGCGUUUGCCUUUCAGCGGCAGCCGUUUGUCUCUAGGCCGUUUGUACGGCUCGCGCCGCAGCUGUCUUUGGAGAAGUCACAGUAGUAGCUUGAACGAUCCCAGAUGUCCGACGGAAAGCACGCGAUGCCUGGCUGAUCAGUCGGCCAAUGAGGAGAGCCCACCUUCGCCGCCGGCCUAUCAGGACGCGCUGUAUUUUCCCGUACUGAUUAUUCACCGCAACGAGGGUUGCGUCGGUCACGAUCACCAUUCGCUGCACCGUAACGCAUCCUGCGUGGAGACUUCGUUAUAGCAUUAGCAUAAGGACGAUAACACAAACCUGGUUUUCAAGUAUUUGCAAAAUGAAGAGACUGGUACAGAAAUGUUUGUAAGAAUCUCUGUUAAUGUGCAAUAGCACGUAACUCUGAAUGGCACAUGAUUGCAUUUAUAAUCACAAAUGCAUUCAGACUUUUGUCGUUGUAUGUACACACACGUGAUGCACCAUAAUCAGCUUCUUCAACAAGGACAACAUCUGCCAAACUGCUUCUUACUUUGCAUUUGUAAUCAUCAUGAAAUGGCAUCAUUUCAACAUUUUCACGUAAAACAUCAUAUUCUAAGAGAAUACAUUAAAUGCAUGUAAAAUUUUACGCAUGGAGAAUUGGCUAAAAUCAUGAAAAAUGGUUUGAUGUCAAAGGAUUAGUUCACUUCCGGAAUAAAAACAAAUCUUGAUCAUUUACUCACCCCCAUCCAGGAUGCUCAAAACAAGCAUUUGGGGUUAAAAAGUAAAAUUAGAAAAUGAGCGAUGGUUUUGUUAGAUGAGUCCCUUAUUUCUCGGCUGGGGUCGUGUAGAGCUCCUUUGAAAUUGCAAUUUUAACCUUCAAUCCGUUGGUCCCCAUUGAAGUCCAUUACAUGGAGAAAAAUCCUGGAUUAUUUUGCUCAAAAAUCUUCAUUUCUUUGCAACUUAAAGACAUAAUAACACGGGUUGAGUAAAUUAUCAGAACAUUUUUAUUCUGGUAGUGAACUACUCCUUUAAGGGUUGAAAAAUAAAUGAAAUCCAAAUCAUCAGCAAGAAAAGAACAUUUCAUCUAACGUUUUUCUUUGCAGUAACAUGCACCGACAAGUUCAUUCACUAACACACAGAAAGUCCUUAUUUAUCUUUCUCCUUGAUAAUUCAGGAAAGUUAGUUUCUGUGCUAAAUGCAAUAAUCGUUAUUUUUUUAAUAUAGAAAAAAAAGUAAUAUUUACCUGGUAAAAAUGUAAAACUUGAUUAGGUCAGGAAAGGUGGUUGGAGAUUUAGGCUUAAAAAACAUGUCAUGCAUAUCAUGUAACGUGCAUUGACAAAUCAUUCA
Carassius auratus (goldfish) is the source of this 2936-nucleotide messenger RNA. RefSeq names its product transmembrane protein 151B. The record is from RefSeq and is a predicted model, not a curated record. Lineage: Eukaryota; Metazoa; Chordata; Actinopteri; Cypriniformes; Cyprinidae. Bases 342 to 1901 code for a protein of 519 amino acids. The transcript has 2 exons.